AUGACUUCCUCGCCACAGGUCUCAAUUCUCGACCGUCUACCAGACGAGACUCUGCAACGUAUCCUUGAAUUUUCUAUGGCACGAGAGUCGCCGUUUUAUAUGGACAACCCAUAUCCCGCAGUGAACAUUAGUUUGAUCCGUAAACGCUGGUAUUUUCCUCCCCCUAUCCUCGAAUCCUCUACUGGUGCUAAAGACCCUCUCUUCACCAAUACUGGCCCCUAUGGCAAUACGCCCUCGCAUCAACGCGAUGCUCAGUCGGUUCACCAGGCUGACUGGAUUGCCAUCAAUUGCACCAACCGACGGAUCCGCCGCCUCGGCAAGCAGUCUUUCUUCAGGGCUAAGGCAAUUGCCAUGGCAGCGGAACUACCAGCACAACUUCAGCGCAACGAUUUCAAGCGCAUGAUGCCAAAUGACCAGGAAGUGGCGGCUAUCUUGUACCCGCGACAUUGUUAUUGUUAA
Molecule: messenger RNA, 459 nt
Organism: Venustampulla echinocandica
Lineage: Eukaryota; Fungi; Ascomycota; Leotiomycetes; Helotiales; Pleuroascaceae
Exons: 1
Coding region: 1-459 (152 amino acids)
Source: RefSeq, a predicted model, not a curated record